Molecule: messenger RNA, 7318 nt
Organism: Lymnaea stagnalis (great pond snail)
Lineage: Eukaryota; Metazoa; Mollusca; Gastropoda; Lymnaeidae
Source: the annotation of a GenBank genome assembly
UGAUAGUCAAUGGAGGAUUCUUUAUAAGGAUGACCUGAGUGAGUUUGUCUUUGUCACAUAUGAUAAAAUGUGUGUAGGAUAGAAAUGGUUUCAGCUCAAAUGUAUUUUUUUUUUAAUUUUAAAUGAAAAUAACAAAUUUAUUACUUUUACUCUAGUCAAAUUCGGAAACUGGACAAUGGUUUUCAGGGCUCAAAAAGAAAUAAACAAGUCCUUCUAUGAUGUGUUCUUGGCCAAUGGCAGCCAUAAUGACAAUCCACUAUCGGAUGAGUUCCCUAUUGAAUGCUAUCGACUGGAUAACCUCGGCAACUGCAAUCAACAUUUUAGGAGCUACAUUCUUGACAACUGGAUAAAUAUUGACAAGGUCUGCAUACAACAUCUCAUUUUGAGUUAAAUUAUGUAUUUUUCAGUAUGUUGUUGUAUGAAACAGUGCACAAUUGUGGGAGAUACAAAAAAUAUACAUUUUCAGAUAUAGGAAAUAUAAACUAACUUGAAACUUGGUAUUCAAAAAAUGUGGUUUAGGUCUAAAAUUAAAGUGAAUGUAUCGAAAUUUUGAAACAAUUUUGUUGUGUUUUAAAGUUCUAUCCGAGAUGUUUUCGACAGAUGACUUAAGGUCAACAUUGUUCAUCUGGCAGCAGCACCACUCUAAACCUUAUAGAAAUUAACGUUUUUCAUUAAUCAGCUAAUAAUUAACAAUCAUCAAUAAGGUAAUUAUUCCAAACCAAACAUUAACAAGUCAAUCAGAUAUUUAUAAAAGUGUUUACAGAUCAUAUACGUAUUCCCUUUGGUACAUGAUAAGCUUCAAAGUAUUUUCAUUAAAAAAAUUGAUAAAAUAUAUUAUCCUUUGGCACUGAAAGAUCAGUCAGAUUUUCCCCCCAUUAAUGAUAUUGUGCUUCUCCACAUAAGAUUUGGUGAGAAUUUCUUGUUAAAAGAAAAUUAUUUGGCACAAGUAUUGGGAUUAUUUUUGUACAUUUAUUGUCUUCGUUUUUUUUUGUUUUUUUUUUUUUUUUUGCUUUUUUUUGUUGUUGUUGGGUUGUUUUUUUUUUGUUUUUUUUAACUGCUUGAUAUUUUACCAUUAAAUUAUUUUGGUUUUUUUUUUUUUUUUUUUUUUUUUUUUUUUUUUUUUUUUUUUUUUUUUUUUUUGCUUUUUUUUGUUGUUGUUGGGUUGUUUUUUUUUUGGUUCUUUUAACUGCUAGAGAUUUGACCAUUAAAUUCAGCAUUAGAUUGCGUUGUAAAUGAUGAAUGUAAUAAUUACAAGGCUAGCAAGAUUUAAUCCCUAACUAGUGGUUUGCAAGACCAGCAGUUUCAUUUUUACUGUGCGGUCUCUCGUGGUUGAACUUGGAGGGAAUGUACAGGGAAAAGCACAUUCUUAUAAUUUUAUUACCAUAUAUCUGCUAAAAUUCUGUUGACUGGAAAUUACGAAAUAUUAAUAGGCGAGAACUGGCUAAAUUAAUAAUAUAAAAUAUUAUAAGGGCGGGCUAAGCGCGGGGCCGUCACUUGGGCGUAUCCUUGGUCAAUCGUCCAUUUCGAAUAACACCUGGCGCCGGCCCUGCCAUGUUCAUGGUUUUUUAAUGUUAUUUUCACGGUGUACAAAAAGGUGAAGUUUGCAUUCUACACUGAAGGCGUGGAGAUGAAGUCCAUCGAAUUUGAUGGCAAGUCUUCCACAUGGUCAUCUUGGUUCAAUCAAUCGGCAAUACUGACCUCUUCCUGGACCAAUAUCAAAACAGAUUUGAUCAUAAACCACUUCACUCUUCCAGGGUAAGCUCUUGAAUGGCUCGAUUUUAUCAUUUAUACCAACGAAUAAUGGGAAGUCUUUAAAUAUUGAAAAGUUAAACCGAUUUUUAGAGUUAAAUAUCAGCGUUAACAUUUGUAUGGACAUUCACGAAUGAAUAAUCGUGAUCCAUGGGCGCCCACAGAAAACUUUCUAGGGGGGGGGGGGCAAAAAAUCGAUUAACUAUCCAGGGGGGGGCAAAAAAUGUUGGUAAUGUUUUAAUAUAGUUUUAAUUUAUUGUAGCGUAUUUGUUUGGUGAACGAACGGACAGGACAUCAGCUUAGUUACUUUCUCUUUAUUUUCUCUUUACUUUAAUACAUUUUUUGUCUAUUUUUGUCUAAAAAAUUUUUAUCCAAUCAAUCCAGGAAGGGGGGCAAGUGCGAUGUCAUCAUAGUUGUAUGAAUAUUAAAGAACAGAAUCGAUAAUGGCACUGAUCAUUAUAAAAUUAUUUUGAAAUUUAGAUUUGAAACUGUGAAAACACCUUUUUGUAAAUAAUAUAGGUAGCGUUGAAAAUAGUAUUGACCAGUUGUUGUUGUUUUUUUCAGCAACACUGCGUAUGGCAUUGCUCGUCGUUUUACAAUAGAGGGUUCUUAUGCCGGAUGUGAUACUGACGUCACGUAUAUGUUUACCAUAGAUACGAAUUGGGAUGUGUGCUCGGGAUAUUGGAACUUUACUAUUACAAAAUUUCCUUUAUUUAUCUACGCUUCUGGCAACACAAUGGUGAGACUGAGUGGAACUCUCCCAGGUUAAUGUUUUUAACUAAUUAUAAGAGUUUUGGAUUGCGAUAAAGCUUUAAAAUAGAUUAAUUAGACACGAACAUUCUGUGUCAAUAGAACUAUAGGCUAAUUUGGAGAGAUAGCACCCUGGCGUCAUUUGAGUGUUUUGUCCCUGGUUCCAAUAGGUUCAAAACCCUGGUUCCGAUAGGGUAAAAACCCAGGUUAGGGAUAAGUUUAGGGUUCUGGUUAGGUUAAGGGAAACAUUUAGGACAUACGUUCGCGAGUCGCGGCAACCAAGAUGGCGGCAGCGGUGAUAUCCCUCCAAAUUUACCGAACAAUAUGUGUUCAGCUUAAAUAAUAAUUUUACAUAAUACAUAAGUAAACCUUUCGGCUAAUCCCUUCAUCAGUACAACAACAAAACAUUUAAAUAAGUAUAAAUUAUAUUUACAUUAUAUAUAUAUUAUAUAUAUAUCCUAUCUAAAAAUAGAAAAGAAUAGGACUGGGCGCAAAACACAGACAAAGACAAAGUAAAGAAGAAAGGAAAGGAAUUGUUUUGAAGUAAAAUGUAAAAAACCAAACGGGAAAAAGACAUGAAAGCUAUGUAAAAUUGUAGAUUUGGUUUGGGGGGGGGGGGCAUCCAUUAAUUACGUCAACAAUUUUUAAGCAAUUUUUGACCCAAAUUUUAAAGAAAUUUUUACCCCCCCCCCCCUUACCACACCUUUCAAAACUGCCAAGACCCCCCCCCCCCCAAGUAAUUAUGUCAACAUUUUUAUAACACCCCCCUUCCCCCACACAAAAAAAAAUAAAUUGAAUUAUUAUGUAAAUAACUAUACAAAUACAUUUUACUUUGCGCUCAUCUAUUUUAAUAACACUAAAUUGUAGGAAAAACAUGUUAUUGCUUCUUUAACUUGUUAACCAACAAUGAAAAAGUUUUGACACUUAAGUUUUCUAUUGCAGAAUCAAUAAAAAGAUGGUUAAAGGCAAAAUAUCAUUAUUAGUGGAAGUAGAAGUAUGAUUAGUGUCAGUAUAGCUGACAAUGGAAGCAUAGUUUCUAGCUGCUAUCAUGUUCCCAGGGAGUGGCCAGGUGUUGCUCUAUCGUAACAAUGAGCAUAGUAGUUGAUUUAUCAUUUUCAUCUUGAGGAACUGAUAUACCAGACAAGUCUCAACAUCAUCCCCUAUCUAACCAUUCAACACAUAGAAUAGAAGCAUUGUCAGUGUGAUCAAUAAUUGUCAUAAGCUCUCUGUCUCCUGGAAGGCGCUUGAAAUUAGUCGAAACCUUCUUUGUUGAGGAGCAGGUGGUAAUUUCUUAUGCAUUGUCGAUGCUGUUGAGCUUGCUAUUUCAACAUGACUUGUGAUGCAAAAUAGAUUUUACAGAUUUUCCAAAUCCGUUCAAGCAGCGAUGUUAUUUUUGUUACUCACUUUGCUUGCCCCUAAUUCUCAAAUUAUCGUAUUCCCAAGCUUUCAAUAUCAUGUAUCUUGACUGCAAAUGACACUUGAACUUUGUCAUUGCAACACGAUUGCAAACAUAUUGCCCCAGUAAUUUGCAAAAAAAAACAACAGAAUUUACAGGCAAAGAUAGGCCAAAUUUGACUUCUCUUUCACUAACAAAGUGUACUAACAUUAUAACCAGCCAUCUGCAGUGCACAAUCAUUAAAUAAAUCUUAUAUUGUUAAAGGCCUAAAAAUUAGACAAGAACUUUAUGUCCAUGUCCGUACAAAAAUUAGACAAGAACUUUAUGUCCAUGUCCAUACAAAAAUAAGACAAGAACUUUAUAUUUAUAGGUAAAUUCUGCUAGUCUAGUUCUGUAAUCAAAGCAGAUUUCCAUUUAUUUGGAACAGUGAUAUAGUAACUUAUAUUAAAUAAGAACUAAUGAGAUUAAUCACUUCACAUAAAUAUUAACAUAAACUUAAAACUAAACAAAUUUAAUGUAAAUUAUAACAGAAAGGACCACAAGUAUCAUCACGUUUGUCACAGCACGCUUUACACUGUCCAUCGUUUGUCACAGCACGCUUUACACUGUCCAUCGUUUGUCACAGCACGCUUUACACUGUCCAUCGUUUGUCACAGCACGCUUUACACUGUCCAUCGUUUGUCACAGCACGCUUUACACUGCCCUUAAUUCAAUAGAUUAUUGGAUCUUCUAACAGCCGGGGGAAGCGAGCCAGUGAUUUCUGAGUUAUUGAUAUUUUAAUACAAAAAUUAAUGGAAAUUAUUAAUUUCUAUUUAAUCCUUAGUAUUUACUUGUAUUUUCCUCAUGCUGGUACACGAAUGCCGGCUUAGGGUGGAGUGGGUUUUUUUGUUUGUUUUUGUUAUUGCUUUGAAACAUUUAGAAACACAUUGAAUGAACAAUUUUUUCAUGGCAUGCAUUUAUUUUAUUUGUUUAAUUGAUUUUUUCAAUACGAUGUAUUAAGAGAAAGGAUGUUCAACCGUUACGAUAAAUGAAUUUCCUGUAAUUUAGGUUUUAGAACCAAUAACCGAGUUGCGAUUUUUUCUCAAAAUGAUCAUCGAUUUUUUAUCAAUCGUUUUAAACAUAUAUUAUUUUUUCAUUUAAAAUAUUUUCUGAAAUAGAGAUAGUGAGGGGUGUUCCAAUAUUUAGGGGUGGAAAAUCUUUAAAUUUUCAAUGGUCGGACCCUAUGUUCCAUAUUAUGUUCUAUAACAAUUUCUACUAUUUUAAAUAAGUUAAUUAAGUAUCAUGGAUUUUUGUAACAGCCAUGAAGUUUCUUUAUUACAUGGCUACAUACGAAAGCGUUAAUUAGUAUAGUGUUGACUAUCAACAGGUAGUUCAAAUUAUUUCUAAUACUUAAAAUAGCAUAUUGACAAAGGAACUCUUCACACAUUUUUAGAAUAAAAAUCGUGUUAUGCUUUUCAGCGUUAAGUGGCUGUCUUUCCGUGUCCAAAGUGACAUCAGUGUCAACUGUUGUUUUUCUUGCUGUCAGGUAAACGCCGAUAACGUCCCUGUACUACUUACAGCAAAUUUUGUUUCUAUUACCUCCUCUUUUGUUACAAUGCUAUCAAAAUGAGAGCCACGUCUCUCUCUAUUUCUCUCUCUCCCACCCCCUCUCUCUCUCUCUCUCUCUCUCUCUCUCUCUCUCUCUCUCUCUGCGUUGUCGUCAUUAAUCACGUCUAUGAUUUCACAAUCUCCCUAGCUUAAAAUUGUUAUAAUCAUCUGUGAUAUUCCAUGUCUGAGGAUCAGAUUUUAGAUAGAUCGUUGAAAUGUUCAAACGCGUGAAGAAAGUCAUCGAGUGUUUAGGAACAAAUUAUAUCUUUUUUUGAUUACAGAAGAUUUCUUUUAAAAAAUAAUCUGAAAUCGCGUUGAGGGUUCUUAAAUUCCUUCGUUUUCAUAAAAAUACUUCCCCACUUGCCUAUUUUGACUCCAACUACAGAGAUUCGUUAAAAAUCUCCAACCCCACAAGCCCUUUACUGAGAUACUAAAGGUGAUCAUUAAAUUCUGUAGAAAGUAGCAUUUACCUUUUUCAUAUUCAUUAGGUUUUUGAAGGAACUUUGAUAGAGUAUAACGCUUUUGCCAUUCAUUUUGUAUGAUGAAGAACUCCAGGAGUCGUACAUCAUCAACGGAUGGAUGGGUUUCUCCUACAGAUGUGAUGGCUGACUCGAAACAUUCCUUGUAAUCGUAUCUGUGUUACACUAGUUGAAAUUGUCCUUAAACCUGUCUUUAAAGCCCUUAACUAUUUCAUUGGUAGCACUACUUUCACAAAGAAAAUUUAUUAAUUGUGCUGCAUGAUUGCUUGAAGCUCUUAGACAGGUGUAUACGAGGACCAGAGGCUGCAGUUCCCAUACUCUUACCACUCACACCUGCCAUAACACCUUCUCAGAUUUUGUGGUGGCAAACCCAGAACAGAAGGUCCUUUUACAUAUUUAUUCAUAUUUAUUAAAUAUGUAUUUCCAUAUCGUAAACAAUGACCUAUAGUCGAUCAACAUUUUCAUUAACAGUGAGGUUAAUAAGAAGCUUUCCAUUCCAGUGCACAACCAGGGGUACUGUAUUUGCUUGAAAUUCUUUUUUCACAUGCUCUGCCCAUAAAAUGCACCAUUUUUCACUGAUGACUCUUGUAUCACUGUCUUCUCAUAACAACAUAUAGACUAAAAUAACCCAAAAUUUAACUUUCUUAAGAAACCCCUAAAUAUGAUUCAAUUUAAGUGAAAAUUUCCAGCAAUUAUUUUCUUGUGAUUUGGAAAAAAAAAAAACUAAGAGGGUCCGUGCAUACUAUUUUGACAUUUUGAAAGUCUGGAAGCUAAUUAUUAAUAACUGGAAACAACCCGUGGGAGACCGGAAUCAACAUAUUUUCAAAAUUUUUUCCAACUUUGCAAGCUUUUUCAAAAGUCGAUGAAGGCAGGGGAUAAUUUGCGCGAACCAUAAAAGCUUCAGCUUGCUUUGCACAUGAUUUUAUAAUAAUUCAUUCAAAGAUGGAACACUUUAUUAACAAAAACAUUGUGUGUAAAUUGGUAUUUUAUAAGGUCGAAAGCAUUCUUUAAGUUGGAAAUUUAAAUAGUUUUAGACCUUUCAAAGCAGAGCUCAUUUGAUACCACACACACACAAACACACACACACACCACAUAAUCAAUCCUAUUCACACACACACACACACACUCACUCCCACACACACACACUUACUCAUACACACACUCGCUCACACACACAUACACACACAAAUAUAUAUUUUUAUAUACAUAUAUAUCUAUAUGUUUUUAGCUUACGUCCUAAAAUUUCUUCAAAUUUUCUAAAUCAUUUCAGCCUACAGAUUUGCAGACGUUCUGGCCAUAUUUGUGACAUUCACAGCACAAUAAUUCAUAGCUCAACCAGAGCUACAACGCCAAAAAA